This is a messenger RNA of Thermothielavioides terrestris NRRL 8126, 1521 nucleotides long. RefSeq lists its product as uncharacterized. Lineage: Eukaryota; Fungi; Ascomycota; Sordariomycetes; Sordariales; Chaetomiaceae. Gene Ontology annotation, molecular function: FAD binding; oxidoreductase activity. Bases 1 to 1521 code for a protein of 506 amino acids. The transcript is spliced from 3 exons. The record is from RefSeq and is a predicted model, not a curated record.
AUGCUGCCUGGCACGGUGUGGCAGAAAGUCCUCCCACUCUUGGGACUGUCGGGAACCACCCCAUCGAAGCAACCAGCGUGGGACCUGAAACAGCUGUUUGGGCCGCACCUCUCGGCCGGUGCCGCCAUCUAUCUGCCCUCGGACAGCAACUACACCGAUCAUGUAACUCAGCGCUGGACGACCCAUGCCCCCCCUUCCUACGCCGGCACAGUAGUGCCGGCCACGGUCAGUGAUGUUGCCAACGUCGUCAAGAUUGCCGCCGCCAACGACAUUCCCUUUCUUGCCACGGGAGGCGGACAUGGCGUGUCGAUCCAAAUGGAGGACCUGCAAGACGGCCUCCAAGUCGACUUGCAACGCUUCAAGAGCGUCCAUUUCGACCCACAGACCCGGCUUCUUACCGUUGGCGGAGGCGUGCGCUUCUCGGACCUCAUUGAGCCCCUGCUUGCUUCGGGGAACCAGUUUCCCCUGGGCACCGCCUAUUGCGUCGGAGUCAUUGGCGCCACGCUCGGCGGCGGCGUCAGCGCAAACCAGGGCUACACGGGCCUCCUAAUCGACCUGCUGGAGUCUGUACAACUCGUCACGGCCAAGGGGGAUGUAAUCACGGCCUCGAGAACUGAAAACGCCGACCUGUUCUGGGGUCUGACUGGCGCGGGCGCCAACUUCGGCAUCGUCACCUCGGCCGUCUUCCGGGUCCCACAGACGGUCAACGGCGGGCACGUCACCAACGCCAACUACCUGUUUACCCGCAACCAGAGUGAAGCCUUCUUCGGCUACUUGGCGUCCCUGGACGACGACUUGCCCCCGCAAAUGGCGCUCAAUAUUGCCACUGCGUACAAUGCCACUGACGACCAGCUCAUCUUGCUCGUCAACGUCAACUUUGCCGGCACUCCAAGCUCCGCUGCGCCGCAUCUCGCCCGUCUCGAGGCCCUCGGCCCACUGCGCUCUGAGGUCCUCGACGUGGCCUGGCCCGAUGUCUUCGCGACGUCGUACUUUGGCAUCGAGGACACCAAAGCGUGCGGGCGCAACCAGCACGUCAAUAUGCGGAGCGUCGGGGUGACCCGCACGGAUCCCGAGGCUUUGGCCGCGUUCUUGGGUGAGCUGCAACGUUUCAACAGGGAGCGGCCAGAGGUCAUCACGGCCAUGGUGCUUCACCGAUUCUCCACCGCGGCCGUUCUAGAAGUGCCCGAUGAGGAGACCGCCUAUCCGCACCGGAAUAUAAAGAUGCAUAUUCAACUUGAAUCCGAGUACGAGGACCGCUCGCACGACGAGGCCGUGGACGCGUUCCUGCGGUCGGCCAGACGCAACAUGACAGCGGUGAGCGGAUUUGGCUCGCCCAGAGUCUAUGUUAACUUUGCGCACGGCGAUGAGGGCCCGGAUGUGUGGUACGGUGCGCGCAAGCUGAGGCGACUUGUCCGGCUGAAGCGGCAGUGGGAUCCUCAGGGGCGCUUUAGUUUCUACAAUGCCAUUCCGCUCACGCCGCUGCCAGUGAUGAUGGAUUUUCUGGACGAAGAGGAUCUGUAA